GCUGCCCAAGUUAAAACGCACCCGAGUUUCUGCUUUAAUUGGGGUUUAAAUGACGGUGCGAGGCGAGCUAACAGAAUGAUUAGCUGGAUAAUUAAGUCAGUCUCCAGCUGGCCGCCAGUCAAAGGCUAGACCUCAGGCGAGGAACGACUUCAAUAUGCUUCAACACAUGGAGGGGGACUCAGCAUGCGACGGAGAAACAGAAUUACUGGACGAGUCCUGCUAUGUAUCUGUGUCUCAUCGGCCCAAGCCAGCGACGAGCAACAUUUCCGAAAAUGAAUUCUCCUGCCAUUGUUGCUAUGACAUCCUGGUGAACCCCACCACACUGACCUGUGGACACAACUUCUGCCGCCAUUGCCUGGCUCUGUGGUGGGAGUCCUCGCACAAGAAUGAAUGCCCGGAGUGCCGGGAGAAGUGGGAGGGGUUUCCCAAAAUCAACAUUCUGCUGAGGGAUGCAACCGACAAGCUUUUCAGUGAGGUUGUCCAGCGGAGGCGGAUGGAGAUCCAAGCAAACCCCAAAAUCUCCCGGAGCCUGCUAGCCUUCCAGAAGUAUGGGGACAACUUGGGCAGAGCCAGGACAACCCACAACAAAGGAGCGGGCUUCUUCUUUUCUGGAGUACUGACUGCACUCACAUGUGUGGCUGUGGUGGUGCUGGUGUUCCACUGGGGCAGUGGUGUGGUAGAACAACAUGACCUGUUAAUCAGCAAACCCGUGUCUCACUGGACAGCGCAGGACGUCGGGUACUGGCUGGAAAACCUGGGUCCAUGGACCGAGCCUUACAGGGGAGCCUUUCAGCAGGAGAACGUCAAUGGAAGGCUGCUGCUGAUGUUGGGGGAUGAGGAGUUGUUGAGAAAGCAUUACAACAUAGAAAACUCGGUUCACAGAAGAGCUGUUUUAGCUGAACUGGACAGAGUUAAGACGCUGGGGGUCAAACCCCCACAGAACCUCUGGGAAUACAAAGCGGCGAAUGCCGGGAAGUCCCUGUUCCUGCUGUAUGCACUCAAGCGCUCCCCUCGUCUCACGAUCUUUUAUUUGUAUUUAUUUGAUUAUUCCGAGACCUUCCUUCCCUUCCUGCACACCUGCUGCCCACCGUUUACACACACAGAAGAGCUCGUGGAGAGCAGUUUCCUAAAAACACAGUUGGAGCCCAGCUGGCAGCAGUGGGUGGAGUUCCUUGUGAAAUACUGCGUGCUUCCAUACCAGCUGAUUGCAGAAUUUGCAUGGGACUGGUUGGCCAUCCAUUACUGGACGUCCCGCUUCAUCAUUGUUAAUGCCAUGCUGCUGUCUAUACUGGAGGGCUGCUUUCUGUGGAGACUGUGGACCACAGCCAGGUUGAGGACUCUCCCACAACAGAUGUGGAACCAUUCAUGGAAAAUGCUCUCUCAGGGGUUUGCCUUCGCCCUCAUGUGGCCUUUUGUCCCCCAGUUUGUAUGCAACUGUCUCUUCUACUGGGCUCUCUACUUCAGUCCCAUCAUCAAUAUAGACCUGGUGGUGCAGCAGCUGAUGCACCCGGAAACGCAGGCACAGUGACGCUCCGCAGGUUUGUCCAUCACUGCUUUCAUUACAGCACGGUGCAGACGAAGCGGUCGGCAGGCUAACUGCUGAGCAGACAAGUGGGGGGCUGGGUUUGUUUGUGCCGCAGAGACAGACGGCGUCUCCUGGAUCCUUGUCUCGUCGCCGCACUUUGACCACAUUGUGGACCAUGACAGACCUUAAGCUUAUCUUGGAGGAAAAAAGUAAAAGCAGGAGAGCUGUGACGCCUUCAAGGCUGCGGGGGUUUUUCCUGGGAGGUGAUAUUUGAGGUGAUUAAAUGGUCGUGGAAAUGAAGACUUCAGUCUUAAGCUGGCAGAUUUUAAGCACUGAAAAUGAUAUUUAUUCAUGAAACAAAUUAAAAAAAGCUUUUGGGUCGGUAAUACAAAAUUAAAUUUCUUCCAAAUAACUCUUAAAAUAUCAAUCCCCCUUAGAUGAACAACAUGUGGCCUAUUUCGUCUUUACUGCUGCUCUAUUUAUUGAUCCUGACGUAUGUUUAAAUGCAGCUGAUGAACAGUCUUCUGAGGAGUGGAUUCUCUUAAAUUCAACUUCAGCCUUAAAAUCUUACAGAUGCAUUUCAAACAAACUCCUGACAGGACAGUAGGACAGAAGGCUGCACAAAAAGCAUUUAUUAUUGAAAUCUUCUAAGUAAUAAACACUUUUAUUACAGCUGCCAAGCAUGGGGAUGGACUGAUGAUUGUUUUUUUUUUUUUUUGGAGCCAAAAUAUCUCAGCAUUUUAUAACUAAACAGACCCUCAAACUCUAUUAGAAAAUAUUCCUCUAAAAUCUGGCCAAAGUCUUAGCUGAACUGAAAGGAUUGAUUUAAUCCGUUUUUAUUAACAGCAUUUUUUUAAAGCCAAAAUUAUUCUAUAUUAUGCGUUGGAUGUUCACUUGAAGCUCAUUUUUCUUCAUUAUAAAAUAAAUAAAAAAAUGUUAUCCCAACAAACAAAACCGACAGCAUUAAAUAAGCAGACUUUUUUCCCUCAAGACUGGAGAUUUUUUGAUCUUGCAUCUUAAUGGUGAUCUUGAUGAAGCAUUAGGGGAAAAGAUAAUAGUCUUAAAUGGUUUGUUCAGCAGAAUGUUGUCAUAUUCGUUGUGGUCCGAUUGUUCUUACUCCACUUUCCACACAUUUAAAAAUAAAGUAAAAACCAAAUUUUUGCUAUUUUUAUAGAUGCAAAUCUAUUUAAUUUCUGUUUUUUUUUCUGUGCUAAAUUUGUUUUUAUUUGGUUGUAUUCUGAUAAAUACAACAUUGCACUUUUUUUUUACUGUCCAAAAAAGAUUUUUUUUAUGCUUUUAGUAUAAUUGUUGAAUAGAACUGAUCUCCUUUUUUAAAUGUUUAUUUGCACUUCAAAGUUCUACACUGUGAUAUUUUCUGUUUUCUUUAUUUGAUUUUUUUUAAUGCUGUUGGCUUAUUGUUGUUUCUUCAAUAAAAUUACAUUGAAUAAAACGUCAUUUUGAUUUUGUAAACUCAGUCCAAUGAAAAUAAACGUGUUUUUUAUUCAAGUAGUUAUCGGUUGCUUUGAAAUGUCUCAUGCAGGUUCUAAAUUUGAGGUCUUUUAAGCACUGAUAGACUAAUCCAGUGUCAAAAACGAGCAAACAAUGAUAUAACUUUAAUCAAAGAGUCAGCUGCAUUUUGGUUUGGAAUUUUUUACCAAAAAAAAACUAAAAUUAGAAAUGUGGAAAUGACUUCUUUCUGGAAUGCAGGACUUUUUUUUUCUUAUUUAGCUGUAAAAA
Oryzias melastigma (Indian medaka) is the source of this 3262-nucleotide messenger RNA. RefSeq names its product bifunctional apoptosis regulator. Lineage: Eukaryota; Metazoa; Chordata; Actinopteri; Beloniformes; Adrianichthyidae. The record is from RefSeq and is a predicted model, not a curated record. Gene Ontology annotation, molecular function: ubiquitin protein ligase activity; protein binding. Bases 155 to 1528 code for a protein of 457 amino acids. Gene Ontology annotation, biological process: proteasome-mediated ubiquitin-dependent protein catabolic process. The transcript has 9 exons. Gene Ontology annotation, cellular component: nucleus.